CAUUGGUUUUAGUUUUUAGUUGCAGCGUACACGUGUUGAGUCGAACUUUUCGUGAGUGCUGGUGACCAGUUGGGGUUUCGAUCUAGUUUAUUUUAGUAGUUUUAGUUUAAUUUCACUAGUUUAAAGACAAAAGUGGAUGAAAAGUAUUCAGAACACAUUUUAUAUUCUGAUGCGUUUAUUUCGGAAGUUAUUUUCCUUAAGAAAAUCUGAAAAUACUUAAUAAAAUCUCAAAACAUGCGCAAAAAGAUGUUACUUUUGUGGAAAACGAUGAGGAAACACGGUAGACACGUUUUAUAUACAGUGGUUUUUGUUUAUACUGUUUACGUAAUGUUGUUUUAUGCUAUUUUGGAACGAUUUAAUGCCGAAGACAACGAAAUAUCAGACAAAGUAUUCAUUAAAGAAAAAUACAUCAUAGAUACUCCAGGUUGUAGAAUUGAACACAUAGAUGCCUUCAAUCCAGAAAUCAAAAAACUGUUGUACAAAAUAGAUCCCAUUACAUGCAGUGAUAAACCCUUGUUAACUUACAUAUCAAGGGUUGAGAAUAAAGUUAGUUUAAAUAUAAAUAAAACUGCAGCUAAUAUAUAUUAUAUUUUAUUUAAUAUAUUUAAUAUUAAGUGUUUCUACCAAGAAGUUACGAGAAAUCCUAUUGGUCCAACUCCAGAUGAUAAUCUCAAUUUUUCAGACUAUAAAUACUUCAGAGAUUCCGUCCAAAUACAAUCCGAAGUAGUUAAAGUAGAAUGCUUCAACAUAUUCUACAAAGUAUACGAAAACGUCCAUGCCAUCUUCAGGCAACCAGCGCAAACCAUCCAAAACGUCGACAAGCCAAAUGUAAUCCUUCUUGGAAUCGACAGCAUUUCAAUGUCAAAUUUAAUAAGAACGAUGCCAAAAACUUACGAGUUGCUAGAAACUACCAAAUGGAUACGAUUGACAGCAUACAAUAAAGUGGAGGACAAUACAUUUCCUAACCUCAUAGCCGUUUUGGCAGGAGUUAAAUUUUCAUAUCAUGAGAACCUUCCGGAAAAUGCUAUCUGCAAUCCUUAUGAUACGAAGUCGUUGAACAACUGUAAUUUCUUAUGGAAUGUUUACAAAGAAAACAAUUAUAGCACUGUGUAUGCAGAGGAUACGCCAGAACAAGGUACAUUCAACAGUAACAAGGCCGGAUUUGUAUCAUCUCCAACCGACUACUACCUACGUCCUUACUUUUUAACUGUCGAUACAUUGACCCCAAAGUUCUUGUGUCUAAAGUCUUACUGUACUGGUCCAGAAAAAACUGGAGUUAGAAUGCAAAAUCUUGUUAUUGACUUUAUUGAAGCUAUAAAAGGAAAAACACCAGGAUUCGGUCUAUUCUGGAUGAACACGUUCAGUCACGAGAACGUUAACUGUCCAUCUUCUAUGGAUGAUGAUUUUGAGCUUUAUUUUAAAAAGCUGGCUGCUAAAGGACAUAUGGACGAUUCAAUUAUAAUCUUUUUUAGUGAUCACGGUUUUAGAUUUGGUAAAAUAAGACUGACCCCUACUGGUUGGCUUGAAGAAAGGCUUCCAUUCAUGUACAUUUGGGUACCGGAACGUUUUAGGAUGGCGCAUGCAGAAAGUUAUCAAAUCCUUGCAGAAAACUCCAAACAACUAACAUCUCCAUACGACAUCUACAUGACUCUCCAAGACCUGCUAUCUUUUUCCAAUCCAAAUUUUACUCCACAGCCUGCUAAAGGCUGCAGUACGUGUCAUUCUUUAUUCAAGCCAGUAUCUCCAGAAAGGACUUGCAAGGAAGCCGGAAUCCCGGAACAUUACUGCACUUGUUCUCGAUACGAAAAGAUCAGUAAAGAUCUUCCAAUGUCUCAAAAAAUUAGUGAAUUUUUCGUAGAACAUUUGAACAAGAUAAUUAGAUCCUACGGAUCUGUUUCAAAAGGCUGUGCGACGUAUUCUCUAGAAAAAAUUUCCCAUGUCAAGUAUUUACAAAUGAAACCAGGAGUAGAAGAAAACUAUUUGAUUGGUAUAAUCACCAAUCCAGAGGCCAACUUUGAAGCAACGGUAAAAGUGUCCUACCAAAAUAACAAAGUGAACAUGUCACUCAAAGAGAUUAAUAGACUGGACAGGUAUGCUCCAACCUCAUACUGUGCUGUAGGUUCACCUGUUCAAAUGUAUUGUUACUGUAAAACUACGCUUAAAAGAAUGAGUAAUAUAUUUUGUAAUAAUAAAUAUUGUUUUUUAUGAUAUAAAA
Diabrotica virgifera virgifera (western corn rootworm) is the source of this 2215-nucleotide messenger RNA. RefSeq lists its product as uncharacterized. The transcript is spliced from 6 exons. The record is from RefSeq and is a predicted model, not a curated record. NCBI's taxonomy places the organism in Eukaryota, Metazoa, Arthropoda, Insecta, Coleoptera, Chrysomelidae. The coding region runs from base 235 to 2208 and encodes 657 amino acids.